This is a messenger RNA of Schistosoma bovis, 1530 nucleotides long. The record is from the annotation of a GenBank genome assembly. Lineage: Eukaryota; Metazoa; Platyhelminthes; Trematoda; Strigeidida; Schistosomatidae.
AUGAGGAACUGCGUCCCAAACAGGCCUGUUCAUUUGUCAAGAUUUGAAGUGAAUCUAAAAGAAAAUGAGAAAGAAAUAAAAAAGUUGAGGCAGGAAGUGAAUGAUAUGCAAUUAAGAUCUAAUGAGGUACUAUUCGUAAACAACCAAUUUUCUACCGAUGAAAAUCUCAACAUCAUUAAAAACCUUGAGCAACAAUUAGAUUCUUUGAAUGAAGAACUAAAAUAUGAAACAGUUCUUCGUUCAAGGAUUGAAGAAGAGUUGAGUUGUGCAUUAAGUGAGCUGAGGUUUUAUCGGACAUCUACAGUAGCUGAUAUUGCCCACCAAGAAAAAAGCGAAAUUAAGUCUCACUGUGAAAGUUUUACGAUCGAAAUUUUGAAUGAACUGAAAGCACAAAUAUAUUCAAACUUAUCAUCAUUCACCGAACAAAACAUAAAGCAAUUGACUUUGAAGAAAGGACAUUACAAUGAACUGAUUGGUUUUGGGAAGUUACGAGAGACAGCUAAUGAAUUCAAAAGAGAAUUGAUUGAGAUUUGUAGACGUGAAGAAAGUGCUAUUAAAUCACUUGGUGAAUUACAACACAAGUAUUCUAUACUUCAAAGACAAUACAAUGGAUCCACUCAACUAACUGAGGAUGCAUUACAUAAGGUUGCAGAAUUAAUAUCUUUAAGUCAAACAUUAACUAACGAGCGUGAUGAUGCAAUACAAAGAAGAGAAAAUGCAGAAAAUGAACUUUCAAAACUCCAACUCGUUGUCGAUAAACUAACUGAAGAAUCUGGUCAACGUACAAGGGAAGAAAUAGAUAAAAUAGAAAAGAAAGCCAAUGAAAAUAUUGAGAAUUUAUUAAAUGAACUGCACCAUAUGGAAAAGGAACGCUGUCAAUUGGCCAUUCAAUUAGAAUUUUAUAAAACAAGCAACCUUGGUCAUCAUAUCAACGAUGUAAAUAAUGAAGGUAAAUCUGUUCUUAAUGUAAAUACUACUUCAGGCGAUUCGAAACCGGAUUGUCUGUUGGAUACUUUUAGAAAACGUGCCAUACACGCUGAGAGUUUAUGCAAUGAAUUAAAGUUAAGAUUGGAAACUGAAUGUAACAACAAAGAAAAGUUAGUUGCAUCUAAACAAAUCGAAAUUGAACAAUUAAAUGAAAAGAACAAAUUGCUUAUAGAACGCUUUGAAUAUAAUGAAUUACAACGGAAAAAGAAUGAAAACCAUUAUAAUAAACAAAAUGAAGUUUUGUUCAAUUCUCAACUUCAAUUGAAUAGUCUUAAACAACAGUUAGAAGCUGUACAAAAAAGUGCACAAGUUCAAAUCACCUCAAUAAAACAGUCAAUGAAAAUGCAAGAAGUCGAGUAUAAAUUAAAGAUCGAAACACUUGAGAAAGUAAAUAAAUUAACCGAUAAAAAUUGGCGUAAUCUGUUAGAUAAGCAACAAAUAUUAACGUCACAAUGGAGAAAGGAAGCAGAAGAACUAGCCAACCAACUUGAAGAACAAACCAAUGCAUUUGAGACGGAAAUAGGAAAAUAUCGGAGUAAAUGA